Molecule: messenger RNA, 3368 nt
Organism: Pungitius pungitius (ninespine stickleback)
Lineage: Eukaryota; Metazoa; Chordata; Actinopteri; Perciformes; Gasterosteidae
Gene: acvr1ba
Product: activin A receptor type 1Ba
Exons: 9
Coding region: 125-1618 (497 amino acids)
Biological process (GO): nervous system development; protein phosphorylation; activin receptor signaling pathway
Cellular component (GO): plasma membrane; activin receptor complex
Molecular function (GO): activin receptor activity, type I; activin binding; ATP binding
Source: RefSeq, a predicted model, not a curated record
CCGGCGGGCGGGCUGGCUAGUGUGGUGUGUGCGUGCGGUCGCACAGUGGUUGUGUUUCGGGUCGCGCUGAUAGCGACACAGUUCGGGACGCGUUUGAUCACCGGGAGAUGGGAAUGCUGAAGAGAUGGCUGUGAAAGAAAUGGCUCUGACGCUUUUGACCCUGAUCGGGUUGGCGGCCAUCGGCGACGCUUUGCAUUGUAACUGCACAAACUGCGAGAAGUCUGGCUAUGAGUGUGAAACGGACGGCGCCUGCAUGGCCUCCACAUACUACACCCACGGCAAGGAGCAACACGUGCGCAUCUGCAUCGACCGGGAAAACCUGGUCCCCCCCGGACAACCGUUCUACUGCCUGAGCGCCGAGGGCCUGCUCAACACACAUUGCUGCUAUGUCGAUUAUUGCAACAGCAUCGAAGUCCCGGUGCCGACGAAGGAGGGCGACUGGUCCGGCUCGGGCGGCUCCUGGGGGCCCGUGGAGCUGGUGGCGGUCAUCGCAGGGCCGGUGUUCCUCCUCUGUGUGCUGCUGAUGGUGGGCGUGUUCCUCUUCCAGUAUCACCAGAGGGCCUACAGCCACAGGCAGAGGCUGGAGGUAGAGGACCCGUCCUGUGACCACCUGUACUUGGCUAAGGACAAGACCCUGCAGGACCUCAUCUAUGACAUGUCCACCUCCGGAUCAGGCUCUGGUCUGCCCCUGUUUGUGCAGCGCACGGUGGCAAGGACCAUUGUGCUGCAGGAGAUCAUAGGAAAGGGUCGUUUUGGGGAGGUGUGGAGAGGGAAAUGGCGAGGAGGAGACGUGGCGGUGAAGAUCUUCUCAUCCAGAGAGGAGCGCUCCUGGUUCAGAGAGGCCGAGAUCUACCAGACAAUCAUGCUGCGCCACGAGAACAUCCUCGGGUUCAUUGCAGCGGACAAUAAAGACAACGGCACGUGGACUCAGCUGUGGCUCGUGUCAGACUAUCAUGAGCACGGCUCUCUUUUUGACUACCUUAACCGCUACUCGGUCACCAUCGAGGGCAUGAUCAAACUGGCCCUGUCGGCCGCCAGCGGCCUGGCCCACCUGCACAUGGAGAUCCUCGGCACCCAGGGUAAGCCGGGCAUUGCUCACCGGGACCUCAAGUCCAAAAAUAUCCUGGUGAAGAAGAACGGCAUGUGCGCCAUAGCUGACCUCGGCCUGGCAGUCCGCCACGAGUCCAUCACAGACACAAUCGACAUCGCGCCGAACCAACGCGUGGGCACCAAGAGGUACAUGGCUCCAGAGGUCCUGGACGAAACCAUCAACAUGAAACACUUUGACUCCUUCAAGUGUGCUGACAUCUACGCGCUGGGCCUUGUGUACUGGGAGAUAGCCCGCCGCUGCAACGCAGGAGGUAUCCACGAGGAGUACCAGCUGCCCUACUACGACCUCGUGCCCUCUGACCCCUCCAUAGAAGAGAUGAGGAAGUUGGUGGGUGACCAGAAGCUGAGGCCCAACGUGCCCAACUGGUGGCAGAGCUACGAGUCGCUGCGUGUGAUGGGUAAGAUCAUGAGGGAGUGCUGGUACGCCAACGGAGCGGCCCGGCUCACGGCGCUGCGCAUCAAGAAGACGCUGUCUCAGCUCAGCGUGGAGGAGGACGUCAAGAUGUGAGCGGCGAGCAGACCACCCUGCUAUAGGAAAACAAACACUACAGACGGACUGCAAAUGAAAAGCCACACUCCAAGUUGUGACGAGGCCUACCUCACCUUUUUAGCCAAAACUACUGAGUCACCCCCCCCCCCCACCCCCCAUGUCCCCUUUUUGACUUUACUGCAUCUUUUUCUUUUGUUCCUCGUCUCCUCCGUUCCCUUCGACCUUCCCUCGUCCACAACACUACCGCUGUUAAUAUCAUCUUUUCAUUUCCCCAGUUAUUGUACAGCGACAGGAUGAAUAGGUCUGAGCUCUCUUACCUCUCUGAAGUGUGUGUGUGUGUGUGUGUGUGUGUGUGUGUGGUACUACGGGCAUGUUUCUGAGGACGUCCUCUGGUUUUAGGCUGUAGCUCAUUAGACAAAUCCAGUAAUGGGAAGUUUAAGCAUGGAACCCCACAAUCUGCAAUCUAACGCCUCGCUUGAACAUCCUUCAAACGGAGACGAGUUGUUCUCUCCGCUGUAGCUUCCUGUGACGGAGAUAAAUGUUUGGGAUGGUUUUGACUUUUAUUUAUUUGUUGAGUUUUUUUUUUUGUUUCAUAUUGAUGAACACUGAGAUGAGAUGUGACAAGUCCAGUAUGAUAUGAAAAUGUAGUUCCGUCAAGUCUUUCAGAUGUUAAGGGGUUGUUGUGUAGGAACUGAGCGCACAUAAGGAUGUAGCCCCCCCCCCCCCCCCCCCCCCUUUUAAGUGUGACAGGCGAUAACAUAAUUUACCCUGAGCAAAUACAUGGCGUAUGAAAUGGAAAAUACAGUUUUAAUUUUUUUUUAUAUAUUUGUGUUUUGUGUAAAGACAUCUUUUGACAUUAGACACUACUGAUGAUGGGUACAUAUGGGCUAUUUUUUUUAAAAUAAAAAAUGCAUUUAUUUUGGACAUCUGAACAGUGAUUUUGCUUUAAGGGUACUUUCAGAGUGCUGUUGUGUCUGCAUGUUUCUGUGCCAGGAAAAAGACGUCCUCUGCUGGAAUUAGUUUUUAAUUUGCUCCUCUAAUGGCAAUUUGGUGGUACUACUGAUCCCAGAUCAUUUUUGCUGCAGCCUGUUUUUAUUAUUAUUAUUAUUAUUAUUAUUAUGUAUAAUUGCUUGUUGAGUUAUUUUCAGCGUUCAGUAAGACCGAUCAGUUGCUACAUGAUGUCGUCCGGGGGGGGAUGCGGGGGGAGUCUCCCUUUUAUUGACACUGGAAUAUUUAGAAGCCUCAUGUUCACUUGAAUUCUGACCCCCGGCUGACCGUUCACCAACAGGGAACAUGAUGCGGUUCGAUGUGAAAAGUACUUUUCAUCCCUCCUUUGUCGGCUGUCUGUGAAUAAUCUCUAAAAGUAGAACACUGAAAGGUGUCACUGUUAGUUGUGUCAUCGCUCCACCCAGAGUCCGUGUCGUGUUAGAACCCCGACUUGGCGCGCUGUCUUCUGCACUGAGGUAGAUCAAUUGAAAACUCGUCUUUUCCCUUUUUUUUCUUUUCUUUUCUUUGGAACCACAAAAAUGUUGCUGCUACUGUUCACGUGGGUGGAAGUUCUGCAGGUGGAUAGAAAAGAGGGCGACUGCUGUCAGUUGAACCAAAAAAACACUCCUGUCCUUGUUUGGUUUGUUGCCAUGGCUGUAUGACCAUCACACAUCCUGUUCACAAGUAAUACUUCAAUCAUUUCAAAAAUGAUUUUGUGCAAAUCUUUUGUGAUUUGAUUUAAAAGUGUAUAUAGCUAUACAAUAAAUUCCUUUUUUUCUUA